GGAGGACAGACGGGCAUGAGGACAGGAGAACAGACGGGCAUGAGGACAGGAGGACAGACGGGCAUGAGGACAGGAGGACAGACAGGCAUGAGGACAGGAGGACAGACGGGCAUGAGGACAGGUGGACAGACGGGCAUGAGGACAGGAGAACAGACGGGCAUGAGGACAGGAGGACAGACGGGCAUGAGGACAGGAGGACAGACGGGCAUGAGGACAGGUGGACAGACGGGCAUGAGGACAGGAGGACAGACGGGCAUGAGGACAGGAGGACAGACGGGCAUGAGGACAGGUGGACAGACGGGCAUGAGGACAGGAGGACAGACGGGCAUGAGGACAGGAGGACAGACGGGCAUGAGGACAGGUGGACAGACGGGCAUGAGGACAGGAGAACAGAUGGGCAUGAGGACAGGAGAACAGACGGGCAUGAGGACAGGAGGACAGACGGACAUGAGGACAGACGGGCAUGAGGACAGGAGAACAGACAGGCAUGAGGACAGGAGAACAGACAGGCAUGAGGACAGGAGGACAGACGGGCAUGAGGACAGGAGAACAGACGGGCAUGAGGACAGGAGGACAGGCGGGCAUGAGGACAGGUGGACAGACGGGCAUGAGGACAGGAGAACAGACGGGCAUGAGGACAGGAGGACAGACGGGCAUGAGGACAGGAGGACAGACGGGCAUGAGGACAGGUGGACAGACGGGCAUGAGGACAGGAGAACAGAUGGGCAUGAGGACAGGAGAACAGACGGGCAUGAGGACAGGAGGACAGACGGACAUGAGGACAGACGGGCAUGAGGACAGGAGGACAGGCGGGCAUGAGGACAGGUGGACAGACGGGCAUGAGGACAGGAGAACAGACGGGCAUGAGGACAGGAGGACAGACGGGCAUGAGGACAGGAGGACAGACGGGCAUGAGGACAGGUGGACAGACGGGCAUGAGGACAGGAGAACAGAUGGGCAUGAGGACAGGAGAACAGACGGGCAUGAGGACAGGAGGACAGACGGACAUGAGGACAGACGGGCAUGAGGACAGGAGGACAGACGGGCAUGAGGACAGGAGAACAGACAGGCAUGAGGACAGGAGGACAGACGGGCAUGAGGACAGGAGAACAGACGGGCAUGAGGACAGGUGGACAGGCGGGCAUGAGGACAGGUGGACAGACGGGCAUGAGGACAGGAGAACAGACGGGCAUGAGGACAGGAGGACAGACGGGCAUGAGGACAGGAGGACAGACGGGCAUGAGGACAGGAGAACAAACGGGCAUGAGGACAGGAGGACAGACGGGCAUGAGGACAGGAGGACAGACGGGCAUGAGGACAGGAGGACAGACGGGCAUGAGGACAGGAGAACAGACGGGCAUGAGGACAGGAGGACAGACGGGCAUGAGGACAGGAGGACAGACAGGCAUGAGGACAGGAGGACAGGCGGGCAUGAGGACAGGUGGACAGACGGGCAUGAGGACAGGAGAACAGACGGGCAUGAGGACAGGAGGACAGACGGGCAUGAGGACAGGAGGACAGACGGGCAUGAGGACAGGAGGACAGGCGGGCAUGAGGACAGGAGGACAGGCGGGCAUGAGGACAGGAGGACAGACGAAGGUGCGGACAGGACUGAUAUCAAACCUGCAUGUUUUUUUUUAUAUUGGUUGAAAUGUUUCUGUAUAAAAACAACACUGGUAUUGAAUGUCUGAUCACAUUUGCAGUCUUGAGAAAUGACUUGUUUUUAUUGACAGUUUUUAUAUAUAUACGGUGGCCCCUCGUCUACCACGGUAGGAGAAAAUCCGUGAAGUAGCGACCAUAUUUAUUUUUAUUUCUAUAUAUUUAAAGGCUUUAAGAACCCUCCCAACACUCUUGUAAAUCUUUCCCACACAGUUACAAACAUUUCAUAUGCUCUUAAACACUUUCUGCACUCUUAAACCAACGUCAUUUUACCAACAUAUAGAAUUCUAUACGGGUGCUCACAAGUGAAUAAAUUACAACUGAAAUGAUGAAGAUGAAUUAUUUAGUUUUAGAAUUAAUAUCAUAAAGUUGAUUGUUCUGAGAUGGAAAAAAUAUAAAAAAUAAUCCUAAGUUAUUACUCUGAACCAGAUACUUGAUGCAAUUUUUACAUAAAAUAUACUUAAACUGCUGAACACUUGAACAAAAACAUGAAGCAUUCAGAUACAUGGGAUAAAAUCACGUAAAAUAUGAAAGAAUGAGCCUAAGAGAAAACAUUCAUGAGACUGGUUUGUACCUACAGUGUGUUUACUUUGACAGUUUUCUGACUAUUACUUUAAAUUUUACUUCCUGUUUGGUAUCAUGAGUUUAAACCUUUCCCAGGAUUUCUCUUUGUGACUUGUUAUUUUUCCAGGAAAGUGAGAAGGUUCAUCUCCUGACUUUGUGUUUGCAGUAAAUGGGAGGUAAACACACUCCGCCCCUCCGCCCUCCUCCUGUAUGGGAUUACCUGCAGCUCUGGUCGCCACGGUGACAGCCAGCCUAAUUGGCAAAUGUAGGUUUCAACCAAAUCCUCACCAGCGCAGCCACACACACGCACACACACACGCACACGCACACACACACAAACACACACACACACACACACGCACGUGCACUCAGCAGCUAGCUUAGCAACGCUGAGCUAAUCUUCUCUAAGCACAUUAAGCUUUAUGAGGGCUGAGCACAAAAGCUGCUUACACACACACACACACCAUCACAGACAGAGUGAUGGGAAUCUGAUCAGUAUUUUCGUACUUGAAGUUCUUACUAUUGUUGUGUUUUUUUGCUAAAACUUUAUUACACUUUAUUAAUAAUGUUAGCUCAGUUAGUCGGUGUUUUGUGUCACCUGU
Messenger RNA from Acanthochromis polyacanthus (spiny chromis), 2825 nucleotides. RefSeq lists its product as uncharacterized. NCBI's taxonomy places the organism in Eukaryota, Metazoa, Chordata, Actinopteri, Pomacentridae. The transcript is spliced from 2 exons. The record is from RefSeq and is a predicted model, not a curated record. The coding region runs from base 1024 to 1650 and encodes 208 amino acids.